Molecule: messenger RNA, 1473 nt
Organism: Zygotorulaspora mrakii
Lineage: Eukaryota; Fungi; Ascomycota; Saccharomycetes; Saccharomycetales; Saccharomycetaceae
Gene: TPS1
Product: alpha,alpha-trehalose-phosphate synthase (UDP-forming) TPS1
Exons: 1
Coding region: 1-1473 (490 amino acids)
Biological process (GO): cellular response to heat; trehalose biosynthetic process
Cellular component (GO): cytosol; alpha,alpha-trehalose-phosphate synthase complex (UDP-forming)
Molecular function (GO): alpha,alpha-trehalose-phosphate synthase (UDP-forming) activity
Source: RefSeq, a predicted model, not a curated record
AUGAAUUCCGAAGAAACUACACAAAUUGAAAAGGACAAGGCUUCGCCAGGUAAUAUUAUCGUUGUCUCGAACAGAUUACCUGUCACAAUUAAUAAAAAUGCUGAGACAGGUCAAUAUGAAUACAAGAUGUCAUCGGGGGGGCUUGUGACCGCUCUACAGGGGCUAAAAAAGACGUCAACUUUUCAAUGGUACGGUUGGCCAGGUUUGGAGAUUCCAGAUCAUGAAAAGGAGGUUGUCAAAAAAGACCUGUUGGAGAAAUUCAAUGCGGUGCCAAUUUUUCUGACAGACGAAAUAGCAGAUUUGCACUAUAACGGAUUUAGCAAUUCUAUAUUGUGGCCGCUCUUUCACUACCAUCCCGGUGAAAUUAAUUUUGAUGAAAACGCUUGGUUAGCGUAUAACGAAGCUAAUUUAACUUUUGCGAAGGAAAUUUGCAAGAACGUUCAUGAUAACGAUGUUAUAUGGGUUCACGAUUAUCAUUUGAUGUUGUUACCUGAGAUGAUUAGAGACCAUCUUACUCAAUCGAAAAAAUUACAAAAUGUCAAGCUUGGUUGGUUUUUGCAUACGCCUUUCCCAUCAAGUGAAAUUUAUAGAAUUUUGCCUGUGAGACAAGAAAUUUUGAAAGGUGUGUUGAGUUGUAACUUAAUUGGAUUUCAUACAUAUGAUUAUGCGAGACAUUUUCUAUCAGCGGUUCAAAGGGUUCUUAACGUGAAUACGUUACCUAAUGGUGUUGAGUAUCAAGGUAGAUUUGUUAAUGUGGGUGCUUUCCCCAUUGGUAUAGACGUUGAUACGUUCACAGAAGGUUUGAAACAGGAAAAGGUGAAGAAAAGAAUCCAGGAGUUAAAGCAAACUUUCAAAGGCUGUAAAAUUAUUGUUGGUGUGGAUAGAUUGGAUUAUAUUAAAGGUGUUCCACAAAAAUUGCACGCAAUUGAAGUUUUUCUAAACGAACAUCCUGAAUGGAUAGGUAAAGUUGUACUGGUUCAAGUAGCAGUUCCAAGUCGUGGUGACGUGGAAGAAUAUCAAUAUUUAAGGCUUGUUGUAAAUGAAUUGGUUGGUAGAAUCAAUGGUCAAUUUGGUACUGUUGAAUUCGUUCCGAUUCAUUUCAUGCAUAAAAGUAUUCCAUUUGAGGAAUUGAUUUCAUUGUAUGCUGCAAGUGAUGUUUGUUUAGUCUCUUCUACUCGUGAUGGUAUGAAUUUGGUCUCUUAUGAAUACAUCGCUUGUCAAGAAGAAAAAAAGGGAACUUUAAUAUUAAGUGAGUUUACAGGCGCUGCUCAAUCUUUAAAUGGUGCUCUAAUUGUUAACCCAUGGAACACCGAUGAACUCUCGGAUGCCAUUAACGAGGCUUUGACCUUACCAGAUGAGAAAAAAGAUGCGAACUGGGAAAAGCUUUACAAGUACAUUUCAAAGUACACAUCGGCCUUCUGGGGUGAAAGUUUCGUUCAUGAGCUGUUUAGUGCUUCAAAUGAAUCAAAAUGA